AUGGUCGACGUGGGCGGCGCCGGUGGCCUCCCGGACAGGAACAGGACGGCGGAGGAGGCGCCCGUGCCGAUAGUCACUGGCCUGGAGGGCAGUGCCCGUCCCAGCGACGAGGCCCUGCAGCACUUCGCGCUGUUCAGCAACAUCAUGGAGAACACGCGGAUGGCGCAGGCGGACGUGUACUUCGGGCACGUGCUCUUCGGGCUGCUCCUCCAGCGGCUCGGGCGCCGCUUUGCGCUCCUGAAGGGCGCCGGCAUGCUGGAGCCCGCGUCGGACGCGGCGCGCAUGCGCGCGCAGCUGGAGCGCUCCGUGGCGGACACGCCGGACGCCGCGGCCGCGGCGCAGUUCGAGAGCUUCGUCGCAGGCCUGGCUGCCGAGCCCGGGGCCGUGGAGAGCCUGCGCCGGGCGCUUGAGCUGUCCCCGGCCACGCUGGCGGCGGCGCGCCGCCACACGAGCUUCGUCUUCGGACGCGGCCUGCGGGAGGAGAUCCGCUGGCCCCUUGCGCGCGCCUCGCGGGCCAGCGGGGGCGCCGGCGAGGGGGGCGCGAAGGUGGAGCACUGCAGCCCGUUCCUGCUCGAGGCGGCCAGCUGCGGGGAGCUGCGCAUGCUGUCCGUCGGGACGGAGGCCCGCGAGCGGCUGACCUGGGACGGCGUGCUGCUCGGGGCCCUGCUGCACCAGGCGGAGGCGAGCGUUGACGCCGAAGCCGCGGACCGUUGA
Prorocentrum cordatum is the source of this 714-nucleotide messenger RNA. The record is from the annotation of a GenBank genome assembly. NCBI's taxonomy places the organism in Eukaryota, Dinophyceae, Prorocentrales, Prorocentraceae.